AUGUUUAGACCGAGUAGUGCGGGGACUGAGGAUUCAACAAAGUGCCAGCCAAGGCGAUCAUCACAGCUGAUCAGGGCAUGCAGUGCUGCAUCUGACACCGUGCAUCUACCAUCAGGAUCCAUCCACCGCGAAGCCGUACCAUCAAGCUACCCUCCUCUAAUCCUUGAACCAGCCUCUCUAGGCUCUCGUGCCCCUGUACCGGCGGCCUUUGUCAGCCUUCAGCAGUACACCAAGGACAUGUUCACCAGCAUAAACAUGGUCAGCCGGUACUGCCAUAUGAUGACCGCAACCUUUGUAGAUUUACGCCCAGCGGACGCCGUCCUGCUAUGGCUGACCGGGGCGCCCAGCCACCAGGAUCAUCCCGCCGCUAGUAUCCCCAGAGCCAAGGCCUUUAGCAUGCAGCUGCACGGCCAUUACACCAGGUACAGUGGAGCUAUGCUGUCAUGA
Molecule: messenger RNA, 447 nt
Organism: Bipolaris oryzae ATCC 44560
Lineage: Eukaryota; Fungi; Ascomycota; Dothideomycetes; Pleosporales; Pleosporaceae
Exons: 1
Coding region: 1-447 (148 amino acids)
Source: RefSeq, a predicted model, not a curated record